AUGGUUCGUAAUCCUUUAGCAAAACACCUGGAGUUUGCCCAGAGGAAGUCUCUCAUCGCCACCAGCCUGAUCGUGGUGGUUUCGCUCUUUGUGGUUGUGGUGAACUUCUCGCAGAAGCCGUACUUCCUCCUGCAGCCUGUGUUCGGUCAGACGUUCGGCAACCACUGGAUGUUCUCCAAGCAGUCAUACAAGGCUUUCAAGCCUCACCUGGGCUACGUCAGCAUCCCAAAACAGGAGCCGUUGAAGCUGAACUGCGAGCUGUGCAGCAUCGUGUCCAGCUCCGGUCAGAUGUUGGGCCAGGCUGCCGGCGCGCAGAUCGACCGCUCGCCCUGCAUCUGGCGCAUGAACAACGCUCCCACGCGAGGGUUCGAAAACGACGUCGGGCGGCGGACCACGCUCAGGGUCGUCUCUCACACCAGCGUGCCGCUGCUGCUGCAGAAGCCGCAGCACUUCUUCGGCCAGGGCAACGACACCGUGUACGUGGUGUGGGGGCCGCUGCGGAACAUGAGGAAGGACGGGAAGGGCAUCGUGUACAACAUGCUGCGGCAGGCGUCGGAGAACUACCCGCACGCUCGCAUCUACGCCACCACAGAGGACCGGAUGAACUACUGCGACAUGGUGUUCAAGAAGGAGACGGGCAAAGACAGGAUUCAGUCCGGCUCGUACCUGAGCACCGGCUGGUUCACACUCAUCCUGGCCAUGGACAUGUGCAAAGAGAUCCACAUCUACGGCAUGAUAAACGACACCUACUGCAAGACUGAGGGCUACAGGCAGGUUCCCUACCACUACUACGAGGCGGGCAGCCGGGACGAGUGUGCAGAGUACCAUCUGCACGAGAGCGCCCCCUACGGCGGACACCGCUUCAUCACAGAGAAGUCAGUUUUCGCCAAGUGGGCCAAGAGCCACUCCAUCAAGUUCUUCAACCCUACGUGGCAGCUGUCGUGACCCCGGCCGACCCCAAUGAGCACGAGAAAACCCGCACUACAACAAACACACACAUCGGUUUUCAGAUUUCUCCCCAUUUCUGUCAUUUUGCUCCCAUUUGGUUCUUCAGAAUUAGGUGAAAUCUGAAGACUAAACGUGGACGUGCAUCUUUCAUACCUUUGGCUUCUUGGAUUGUACGUUUUCAGCAGACGAAUGUGGAACGCUCCCUGCUCUGCACUGGCAGAACCAAACAUUUGUGGCUCUGUGAGUCCAGCAAAGAACGCCUUGAGAGGAAAAGACGUUAUCUGGUGUUAACUCGUUUUGGAUUUGGGGGGGAAGAACUCCAACCGGACGAUUUGUGUCGGCUUGGACGUCUCGUCAGCUUCUCUGCUGUUUCGCCUCCUGUCAGGUUGUAAUUAAUCUGUAACAAGCUUCGUUCAGGCUUUCAUCUACUGAAGGCAGAUGCUCUGUCAGCUUCAAUUUGCAUCGAUCCGUUUAAAAAAAUCUUCAGCAAACAAGAUUGUCUCACAAAGCGAUCAAAAAUCAGGUUGUAGGUAAAACUGGUGAUGUAAAUCGGCUUCGUUGUGUUUCAACCUGAAGAUGUCGGCUCCUUUUUCGUGCUUUAAUCCAGAGAAGCUAAAUUUCAUUGUGGCUUUGGUUUUAGUCUCUGGAGGGUUUGCUGAUUUACUGUGCCAGUGACAAUGUAAGCAGCACAGCACAGAGAGCGAGGUGCAAUUAGAGAGUCCAUCUCUCUGGAAGCAGUUUGGGCCCCUACAGAGGAGGAGAUUUAUGUGUGCAGUGAAACCAUUUGAAGUUAAUUGUAUCCCAUUAUCAUUUCGUGCCUGCAAUAUACUUUGCAGUUCAUUGUAUAGACAAAGAAGAAGAUGCAUUUGCUCUCUUCCUCUCAUCUUCUCAUCCAGCUUUGUGCCUCUUUGUGUAACACAUUGCCGUGUGGUCUUUAUCCCGUUUGUCAUGGGUGCAGCGCGCUCGUCUCUCGCUCAGUAACGUCUCAUCGCAUCUGUUACAGGACGGUGAGGAACAACCAGUGGGUCUCUGCUGGGGCCUGUGGGACCAGCGAUGACAACUGAAAAGUGUCAAAGACUUCUAGUUUAGGCAAACAGUGAGAUACUUGCUGCAGCGUAAGCAGACAGGAUUGUCGUGGUUUGCAGGUCGGCUGUAGUAACAUGUGAAAACUGGGCUAAAAGUUUGGAACAAAAUGUGCAUUUAGAGCUGCUGGACAAAAUCACUAAAAUAAUGUAUAAUGCUUAGCGAAUAAGGACCAAAAGUGACACAAUUUAGUACACAAGUACACUGCUUUUUACGGCUUUUUUAAACCAUAAUCAUCAAAACUGCAAGAACUACAGGCUGAAAUACUCAAAGGGAGUGUUCACACCUGAUAGUCUGGUAGAUUCGGUCAGACUGGAGCCCAAAAUUGCAACAUUUGUUACAUUUUCAGAUGCUGUGGCUCGCUUUCACACUCCAACAAUCAAAAUGAUUGAAAAACCUGUUCCCCUCCUCGCCUGUGGGGGCGCUACACCAAUAACCACUGAAGUAAAAAAUACAAA
Poecilia reticulata (guppy) is the source of this 2489-nucleotide messenger RNA. The record is from RefSeq and is a predicted model, not a curated record. NCBI's taxonomy places the organism in Eukaryota, Metazoa, Chordata, Actinopteri, Cyprinodontiformes, Poeciliidae.